Messenger RNA from Plasmodium berghei ANKA, 1167 nucleotides. Its product is annotated as rhoptry-associated protein 2/3. The transcript has a single exon. The coding region runs from base 1 to 1167 and encodes 388 amino acids. The record is from RefSeq and is a predicted model, not a curated record. Lineage: Eukaryota; Apicomplexa; Aconoidasida; Haemosporida; Plasmodiidae.
AUGAAUACAAAAAUAUUUAUGUAUUUUUUCGUUUCCCUUUUUCUAUGUCAUGUUGUUUAUGGAGAUAAGUGCUCAAUACCUCUUAAAGAUAUUAAAUUUCAAAAUUUUUCAUUGUUUAAUCUGAUUAAAUCUCAUGAUGAUACAGAAGGAAGAUUAAGUACUUGGAUUCAUUUUUUUUUUAAUAGAAUUCAUGACCCUUAUUAUGCUGGAAACUAUAUGAAACAUUUUAAUAUAAAUACUAUAAAUGUAGAAGAUCAACCAUGCUUUAUAAGAGCAUUUAAUAUAUACAUGAUUCAUACGCAUGCUAAUAAAAUUCUAAGCGUAACAGAAAACGAAGAAAAUAGUUUUCAUAAAGAUAAGUAUUCAAGUAUAAAAGACUAUUUAAAAGAUUUUUUCUGGGUAGCAGAAACAAAAUCAGUUCAUAAAUACUUAGAUGAUUUAUUAUUGAAUAUUCAUGAGAUUGAUAAUGCAAAAUUAGAUCUUAGUCUCAUAAAAGAUUUGGUAACAAAAGCGAGUGUAAACACCCCUGCAAAGUUUAUAGAUGAUCCUAUGAAAGCUUUAGAAAAUAUUAAACUAGUUGAAGAGGUUAAUGAUAAACGCAUAGAUGCUUCAAAACAUGCUAGCCGUGAUUACAAAUUAUUAGCUAUAUUAAGUUUAAAAAAUCAUUAUUACAAUGCAGAUCUCACUCACCCCAUACCAAGUGUUCGAGACGAAAUUGAUAGUAUGAUACGCUUAUGGUUCAGAAAGCGUAGUAAAUUAUUUCCUUUAUAUAAGAAUCCUUUAAUUCUUGAAGAUAAUACUAGAUGUAGUAAAACAAAUCUAAAAUGUUAUCCAACCCCCGACGAUUUGGUUCAAGCAUUUUUUUCAGCUAUUAAAGAAAAAAUGUUAAAAAUAUACAUACGAUUUUUGGACAAUUUUAGUAUAGCAAUACAAAAUAAAUCAUAUAAAAUAGACGGAUUAAAAGGUAUGAAAUUUUUAAAAAGUCUUUUUCAAAGAAAAACCUUCCCAAAUUUUGUAAAAUUGAAUUCUGAUUACAUAUCAUCCGAAUUAAUCUUCUUAAGAGAAAGUUUUUUUGAUGCACUUGAUAGUACUUUAAAUUGUUACACCAAUAAAUAUAUGAAUUUACCUGGUGAUAUAUAUUUGGAUACUAAGAUGGUCGGCGCAUAA